AAAGUUUCUCCAUCUAUCGCUUCCUGAAGUUUGAAUCCUCCAAACGUCAGGCAAAGCAUGUACUACUUACCAUGACUGUGGAACACCCAAUACCUUGAAUCACUUCCCCAUAUCCCUAUCAUCCUUCACUAGAUCCAGAUUCUAUAAAAGCAUAAGAAACUCUACAUCGUCUCAUAAAUAUUCGCAUAUUUAAUCUAUUUAAUGUUUUCCCUAAUUCAUCCCUUCACCCUCCACUCCCCUUUACCUUCUAAAUCUAUAUCACUUUCGAGGUGAUCGAACAAAUACAAUGUCUAUUACAGUAACUAACGGUAACAAGGCCUUUGAGAAUGCCUCGACCAACGUCGCUGCGGCGCAAAUGCGCAACUCCCUAACUGAGCUCGCGGAGACUGUCAAGGACCCGGAGCAGAAGAAGCUGUUCGAAACUGAAAUGGACAACUUCUUCGCCCUCUUCCGCCGAUACCUCAACGACAAAGCUAAGGGUAACGCUGUUGACUGGGACCGUAUCGCUCCUCCCGCGCAGGGCCAGGUCGUCGACUACGAAGACCUAGCCAACUCCGAGUCCGUUGGGUUCCUCAACAAGCUCGCUGUUCUGAAAUUGAACGGUGGUUUGGGUACGUCUAUGGGUUGUGUUGGUCCUAAGUCUGUUAUCGAAGUCCGCGAUGGCAUGUCUUUCCUUGAUAUGUCCGUACGACAAGUCGAAUACUUGAACCGAACGUACAACACUAACGUCCCCUUCAUCCUGAUGAACUCUUUCAACACCCACGAUGACACUGCCGCCAUCAUUAAGAAGUAUGAGGGACACAACGUCGACAUCCUGACCUUCAACCAAUCGAGAUUCCCCAGGAUCUACAAGGACUCGCUAUUGCCUGUCCCCAAGAGCGUCGACUCGUCGAUCAAUGAGUGGUAUCCUCCCGGACACGGUGAUGUCUUCGAGUCUCUAUACAACUCUGGCCUCCUCGAUAAGCUCAUCGAGCGGGGUAUCGAGAUUAUCUUCCUGUCAAACGUCGACAACCUAGGCGCCGUGGUGGACCUACGCAUCCUACAACAUAUGGUUGAGACGAAUUCCGAGUACAUUAUGGAGUUGACCAACAAGACCAAGGCUGACGUCAAGGGUGGUACCAUCAUCGACUACGAGGGCUCUGUCCGCCUACUAGAAAUUGCUCAGGUUCCCAAGGAACAUACCAACGAGUUCAAGUCGAUUAAGAAGUUCAAGUACUUCAAUACCAACAACAUCUGGAUGAACACCAAGGCCAUCAAGCGCGUUGUUGAGAACAACGAGCUCGAGAUGGAGAUUAUCCCGGUCAAGACCUGCUCAGAUUUGAUGUUGGUCAAGUCCGACCUGUACACUGUCAAGCACGGUCAAUUACAACUGAACCCGAGCCGAUUUGGCGGCGCGCCGCUUAUCAAGCUUGGCAGCGACUUCAAGAAGGUAUCAGACUUCCAGAAGCGCAUCCCGUCGAUCCCCAAGAUCAUCGAACUUGACCACCUAACGAUCACUGGUAAUGUCAAUUUGCAUCGUGGAGUGGAACUCAAGGGAACUGUCAUCAUCGUCGCGACAGAAGGCUCGACGAUCGACAUCCCCCCCGGAUCGAUUUUGGAGAACGUGGUAGUUGAGGGUAGCUUGCGUCUGUUGGAGCAUUAAUCUGUGGUAUUUCCACCAUUGUCAUUUUUGUAGUACUCCCGUACUUUCCGUUGAGCGUUUGUUCCGACCCAACUCUUUAGAUAGCUAGCCGUAGUAAAGGUAUCCUGGGACGGAUGUGGGAGAUAAUGACUGAUGUUAUGCACUUGGGCGUGUUGGACCAAAAAGCGCCAGGAAGAUAAUGCGAUGCAAUAAAAAAGUACACAUGUGGUAUAAUUCUGCCGAGUCUUUGCCUGUCGUGUGAUUUAAUUUAUGUGUGUUGUUGUGUUGUGACUGGUGGAUACUUACGCAUUGUUGCCGGCUUACCUGGCUUUAGCUACGUGUGAUUUUCGCAUUCUACGAUUGCUUCAUCUCACUUCACAAGGAUAG
This is a messenger RNA of Annulohypoxylon truncatum, 2008 nucleotides long. RefSeq names its product UTP-glucose-1-phosphate uridylyltransferase. Gene Ontology annotation, molecular function: UTP:glucose-1-phosphate uridylyltransferase activity. The record is from RefSeq and is a predicted model, not a curated record. The transcript has 4 exons. NCBI's taxonomy places the organism in Eukaryota, Fungi, Ascomycota, Sordariomycetes, Xylariales, Hypoxylaceae. Gene Ontology annotation, cellular component: cytoplasm. Bases 287 to 1642 code for a protein of 451 amino acids. Gene Ontology annotation, biological process: glycogen metabolic process; UDP-alpha-D-glucose metabolic process.